AUGCUGCAGCGCUCCAAAGGUUUACCUAUAGAUCGCGAUAAGGAUUUCUUAUCUAUUGAUUACAUAAUGCGUAGUUUUUUUUCCCGACUUUUUAGAUCCCCAUAUUCAACUCUUUGCAACUGCCCACCGAUUUGCACGAGUUAUGAUCGUUUAAAUUGCAGAACUCGUCAUUCAACACAGCACGACUCCUCCAGUCUAAGAUUCUACAAAAUGGCGGCGAAUCAGUCAGCGCGCCAACAAAAACGGUCCCGGCCCAGCGAUGCGGCCGAGAAGCCUGCCCGGUCAAACGACGAGCGAUCCAAGAAGCGCCGAGUUUCCGGGGCCAAUGAAAGCAAGAAUCCUCAAACGACCAAAGAAUCCAAAGCCGUGAUGGUCUCCAGUGGUGAUAUCCAAAGCGAUGCUGAGGCCAAGCAAAAAGCCCCCGCGCCGUGGUCUUUCUCUCGCCCUAUUGGUGGUCGUUACACCAACUUGGACCCCAUUUUGACCGAGGACGAGACAUCGCUCCUGGUUGGGCUCGACACAGCUGUUCAAGUAAUCGCAACUUCCACCUCUCGCAUUACCCGUACAAUCCAACUGGAGGCUGGCCAAACGAUUGUCGGACUCAAUAUCUGCCCACAGGACCACGAGAACCUCUAUGUGUUCACAUUGUCGGGAUCUAUCAGCAAGUGGAACUGGACCACAGGAAAGCGGAUUGCGCGCUGGGAAACCACAUCUAAGACCAUUGCGACGAGCUUGGCCUCCAUUGGAAAGGAGGGACAAAAAUCCUCCUUAUGUUACUCUAUCAUCUCGUCCAAGGGUGGAAAGCGCCAAAUUUCUGUCAGCCCUCUUGGCGAUGAAAAGAUCCAAGGUACCACUAUUCUCGAGACUUCCCAAAGACUCACUUUUAUCAAGGUGACCGGUAACGGCCGUGUGGUUCUUGCAAGUGAUGGAAGUCACCUGUUUCUGGGCACUACAAAUGGCUCAGGGCUCGAAAAUCUCCAAAAUGUGCAGUACAACUGGCGCGAGGUAGUCCUUCCUGUCCAGGCUGCUAGCUUUGACAUCAAGGGCUCGGAAUCAAUCGAUUUAGCUGUAGGAGCGACUACUGGCCCUAUUCUGGUCUACCAAAACAUUCUGGACACACUCUUUGGCAAGGAAAGCGGCGACAAGAAGGCCGCACCCAGGAAGCUGCACUGGCAUCGAGAAGCUUGCAACACUUUGCGUUGGUCCAAAGAUGGCAACUACAUCAUCUCUGGCGGUAAUGAGUCGGUCAUGGUUCUCUGGCAGUUGGACACUGGCCGCAAAUCCUUCCUCCCCCAUCUUUCUUCCCCCAUUUGCAACAUAGUUGUCUCAGCGAGCGGCAGCUCUUACGUUGUUAAGCUAGCCGACAACUCCAUCAUGGUCCUAUCAACAAGAGAAUUGCAGCCUAUUGCCUCCAUCACAGGGCUGCAAUUGUCUCCGGACACCGGGGCCUCGGUUGGUUCGGUCGUGGCAAAAAUCCAUCCUCAACAACCCGAGAGACUGUUCGUCUCUGUCCCAGCUUCUCACCAAUUCACCCAAAGCCAAAAUGGCUCUCAGUCGGCCAACGCGGCUGUACUCCAGACCUAUGAUAUCCGCGCAAACUCGAGCAUUUCUCGCCAAGCUCUUGCGCGCACUAAUGCCACAACAUUGAACAUCGGCCCAGAAGGCACUCAUGUUAUUGCACCUGAUGUCAAGCACUUGGACAUCGUGCAUGAUGCCAAGUGGCUCGCGACAGUCGAUACCUGGGCUCCGCACACCCAGGAUGUGGAGGCUCUUGAUCGCAAGGCUGCGGCCACCCACCAGGAAGUCUUUUUGAAGUUCUGGAAGUGGGAUGCCUCAUCUGACACAUGGGAACUGGUCACUCGUGUUGAUGGACCCCACUUCUCUGCCAACCACCAUGCCACCGUUCUCGGUCUGGCCUCCCGCCCAGGCGUCCACGAGUUCGCCACCCUAGGUGCGGACUCUACCCUUCGAUUCUGGUGCCCAACUGUCAAACAUCGCAGUGGCCUCAGGGCCAAGGACCAGCCCGAACAGCAGCUUAACACUUGGAAGUGCCGAGGUAUCGUCGAUCUCAAGGGCUGUCUUGACACUGCCCAAGAUUCAUCCUUGAAGUCUGCUUGUAUGUCAUUCUCUGAGGAUGGCUCCGUCUUGGCCGUUUGCCUGCCCGCAACAUCGGCAGCCAACGACGGCCUUGUUCUCCUGAUCGACGCUCGCGAAUGUUCUGUGCACUAUCGCCGAACAGGCGUCUUCCUAGGAAACCCUUGCUCUACCAGUUUCCUGGGAGGCCAACUAAUCAUCGCGUCCACCCACUCAGUCGUUGCAUGGAAUGCGGUGGACGACGUCGUCCGCACCAUCCAGUCAUCUGACUCUGUCGAUUCGCAGGGCACUGAAAACACCAUGAUUGCCGUGAAUGCGCGCACCAACUCCCUCGCGAUCACUUCUGCCACAGCCCACAAGAAGAAGAACAAGGCUCGAUUCGAAAUCAAGAUCUAUGACGCUUCCACCUUCGAAGUCGUCUUCCAGGAAGCUCUCAAGAGCGCACCCGUUUCACUGCUCGCGGAUGCUUACUCAGGCGACUACAUUGUUCUCGAUUCCGCCGCCACCGUGCAGCGCCUUGGUUGCCUAGACAAGGCCUCUCAGAAGAGCCAGAAUAACCAGUCCCGUGAUGUGACUGGACAAAUCGACAGCGGGUUGUCAACUCUCUUUUCGCGGACAGAAAAGCCUGCCCAGGCCCAAAUUGAGGACGUGGCUGAUUUCUCUGCCCAGACAAAGGGUCUGGCUGGUGUGUUUGGCGAGACUCCUUCGUUCUCUCUGCCUGCUAUUGGUGUCCUCUUCAGGAACGUGGUUCAGACCCUCGGUUCAAACUAA
Penicillium olsonii is the source of this 2865-nucleotide messenger RNA. Lineage: Eukaryota; Fungi; Ascomycota; Eurotiomycetes; Eurotiales; Aspergillaceae. The record is from the annotation of a GenBank genome assembly.